AUGGUUUCUUCUCUGCUUACAAUGUCGAUGAGUGGCACUAAAACAUGGCCUCAAGCCCAUAUUGAUUUAGGCUUUAGGCCCAUUAAAACACACCAGAAGACGAUCAAAUGCACGGUGCAGAUCGAACCUCUAAACCGGCCAUUAUUUACACCAACAACAACCACCGCACACAAUCCUCUCCGGCUAAACAUCUUCCAAAAAGCGGCGGCGAUCGCGAUCGAUGCGGCUGAGCGCGCGCUGAUCUCACGCGAACAAGAUACUCCUCUUCCGAAAACCGCUGAUCCUCGUGUUCAAAUCGCCGGUAACUAUUUUCCGGUACCGGAAUCUCCCGUCCGGCGAUAUCUCACCGUCGAAGGAACCAUCCCUGACUGCAUUGACGGAGUUUAUGUCCGUAACGGCGCAAAUCCGAUGUUCGAGCCAAUAGCUGGUCACCAUUUAUUCGACGGAGACGGAAUGGUUCACGCCGUUAAAAUAACCAACGGUUCAGCUUCCUACGCAUGUCGGUUUACUAAAACCGAAAGAUUGGUUCAAGAAAAACGAUUGGGUCGACCGGUUUUCCCAAAAGCAAUUGGAGAGCUUCACGGCCACUCAGGAAUCGCACGGUUAAUGCUUUUUUACGCACGUAAGAUAUUCGGUUUAAUCGAUAAUCAAAACGGCGUCGGAGUAGCAAACGCCGGUUUGGUUUACUUCAACAACCGGUUAUUCGCAAUGUCAGAAGACGAUUUACCUUACCAAUUGAAAAUAACUCAAACCGGAGAUCUCCAAACCGUUGGACGUUACGAUUUUAACGGCCAGUUAAAAUCCGCAAUGAUCGCCCACCCGAAACUCGACCCGGUUACGAAGGAGCUUCACGCUUUAAGCUACGACGUCGUUUCGAAGCCUUACCUGAAAUACUUCAGAUUCUCACCGGACGGAGUUAAAUCGCCGGAAUUAGAGAUUCCGUUGGAGACUCCGACGAUGAUUCACGAUUUCGCAAUUACAGAGAAUUUCGUUGUGAUUCCUGAUCAACAAGUCGUGUUUAAGCUCGGAGAAAUGAUUUUCGGUAAAUCUCCGGUGGUUUUCGACGGCGAUAAGGUUUCCCGAUUAGGGAUAAUGCCGAAACACGCGACGGAUGCUUCAGAGAUCAUCUGGGUAAAUUCGCCGGAGACGUUCUGUUUCCACUUGUGGAACGCUUGGGAAUCGCCGGAGACGGAGGAGAUCGUCGUAAUCGGAUCUUGUAUGUCUCCGGCGGAUUCGAUCUUCAACGAGAGAGACGAAAGCUUGAGAAGCGUUUUAUCGGAGAUUAGAAUAAACCUUAAGACGCGUGAAGCCACGCGCCGCGCGUUGUUGGUUAACGAGGAAGAUGAUGUGAAUUUGGAGAUCGGUAUGGUUAACCGGAACCGGUUAGGGAGAAAAACCCGGUUUGCGUUUCUGGCUAUUGCUGAUCCUUGGCCAAAAGUUUCCGGUUUUGCUAAGGUUGAUCUUUUCACCGGAGAAAUGGAAAAGUAUGUUUACGGCGGCGAGAAAUACGGCGGAGAACCGUUUUUCUUGCCUAACGGUAACGGUGAAAAUGAAGACGACGGUUAUAUUUUCUGUCACGUUCACGACGAAGAGAAAGAAAAGUCGGAGUUACAGAUUAUUAACGCCGUUAAUUUGAAGCUUGAAGCUACGGUUAAACUACCGUCUAGAGUACCGUAUGGGUUCCAUGGUACAUUUGUGGAAUCAAGUGAACUUGUUAAUCAAUUAGAAUAA
This is a messenger RNA of Arabis nemorensis, 1731 nucleotides long. Lineage: Eukaryota; Viridiplantae; Streptophyta; Magnoliopsida; Brassicales; Brassicaceae. The record is from the annotation of a GenBank genome assembly.